This is a messenger RNA of Glycine soja, 819 nucleotides long. Its product is annotated as probable pectinesterase 53. Gene Ontology annotation, molecular function: pectinesterase activity. NCBI's taxonomy places the organism in Eukaryota, Viridiplantae, Streptophyta, Magnoliopsida, Fabales, Fabaceae. The record is from RefSeq and is a predicted model, not a curated record. Gene Ontology annotation, biological process: cell wall modification. The coding region runs from base 1 to 645 and encodes 214 amino acids. The transcript is spliced from 6 exons.
AUGGUUUGUCAGGCUUGGGUUAUUCAUGGUGACUAUCACUGCUUUGAUUUGAUGGUUGUCUGCUAUUCCUUGCUAUCUACAUAUGCUUUCAUGAUUUUGCAUAUUCUCUACAGUGGUGAGAAAACCUAUGGUUCAACAACUUUUGCUGUGAAUUCACCUUAUUUCCUUGCCAAGAACAUCACAUUCCAAAACACAACUCCUGUUCCUGCACCAGGAGUAGUUGGAAAGCAAGCGGUGGCAUUAAGGAUUUCAGCAGACACAACAACAUUUGUAGGCUACAAAUUCUUAGGAGCACAAGACACAAUUUAUGAUCAUUUGGGAAAACAUUUUUAUAAGGAUUGUUACAUCGAAGGCUCUGUUGAUUUCAUAUUUGGCAACUCUCUCUCACUAUUUGAGGGAUGUCACGUGCAUGCCAUUGCACAGAUUAUAGGGGUCGUAACAGCUCAAGGAAGGAGUAGUAUGUUGGAGGACACGGGGUUCUCAGUUGUGAACUCCAAGGUCACGGGAUCAAGGGCACUAUACCUUGGAAGGGCUUGGGGACCCUUUUCUCGCGUGGUCUUUGCCUACACAUAUAUGGAAAACAUCAUCAUUCCCAAAGGCUGGUAUAACUGGGGUGAUCCUAACCGUGAAAUAUGUUGGCCUUGAGAUUUAAGUUAUAGCCUCACUACGUUCUCUAUGGAGAAAGUUUUUGGUACAACUUCAUUUCUGCAUGUAGUCUUGGACAAUCAUAUCCCCUGACCCAACUGAAUUAGCAGCUUUAUCUAAAAGAAUGUCACUGUCAAUUUCAGAGAAGCAAAUGCAGUGCAUUAAUCCAACGAU